GUUCGAUUUAAAAUAAACUAAAUCCUACAUAUAUUUAUUCGAUCUAGGGUUUACAUUUUCAUAGCUCAGAAUUCUUUUUUUUCUUAAACUUGAAAUUCUCUGAUUAAAAAUGGAAGAAGAAGUUCAAAAGCAUGGUUUAUUGGGAAAUGCGAAUUCACCUGGUUUUCACUCAAUAAAGAAAAGAGAAAAGAUGCGUCGUUGGUUGUGUUGUAAUUGUCAAGUUGAAGAGUCACACAAUCCACAUGAAGAUGAACCAUUGAAAAACAGUGAUGACCAUAAUGAUGCGUACACAAGGAACAAGAAUAAUACAGCUAAUACCGAAGUAAAAGCACCACCACCUAUUGAAGUGCCUGCUCUGCCUUUAGAUGAGCUAAAAGAAAAGACCGACAAUUUUGGGUCCAAGUCUUUGAUUGGUGAAGGUUCAUAUGGGAGAGUAUAUUAUGCAACCUUAGACAGUGGAAGUGCUGUCGCUAUAAAGAAGCUUGAUGUUGCAUCUGAACCCGAAUCCAAUGUUACGUUUCUGACACAGGUGUCUAUGGUUUCAAAACUUAAACAUGAGAAUUUGGUUGAGUUGCUUGGCUAUUGUGUGGAAGGCAGUCUUCGUGUCUUAGCAUAUGAGUUUGCAACUAUGGGAUCUCUACACGACAUUUUGCACGGUAGAAAAGGAGUCCAAGGUGCACAACCAGGUCCUGUGCUUGACUGGAUGCAGCGUGUGAGAAUUGCUGUUGAUGCAGCAAGCGGAUUAGAGUUCUUACAUGAGAAGCAACAACCUUCAAUAAUACAUAGGGACAUCAGAUCAAGUAACGUCUUGCUAUUUGAGGACUUCAAGGCCAAAAUUGCAGACUUCAACCUUUCAAAUCAGGCUCCUGACAUGGCAGCUCGUCUGCAUUCUACUCGUGUAUUGGGAACAUUCGGUUAUCAUGCACCUGAGUAUGCCAUGACAGGUCAAUUGACACAAAAGAGUGAUGUAUAUAGUUUCGGUGUUGUUCUCUUGGAGCUUCUUACUGGCAGAAAACCCGUGGAUCAUACUAUGCCUCGUGGGCAACAGAGUCUUGUCACCUGGGCCACACCAAGGCUAAGCGAGGACAAGGUUAAACAGUGUGUUGAUCCAAAGCUAAAGGGAGAGUAUCCCCCUAAAGGAGUUGCCAAGAUGGCUGCUGUGGCGGCUUUGUGUGUACAAUAUGAAUCAGAGUUUCGUCCCAACAUGAGUAUUGUUGUCAAGGCACUCAAACCACUUCUCACGCAGAAGCCUCCAGUCCCAGCUCCCGAGAUUUAAACAAGGGUUUUGCAGUGAGAAUUUUUAUUUCACUUUGCCUCUAGGAGGGAUCAGUCACAUAUUGUGCAUUUUGGUUUGAAUUUAUUUCUCGGCAGAUUGAUCCAGGUCUGGGUUGGUUUCAUAUAUAUAGACUUUCUGUGUUUGAUUCGAGAUUUCAAUGUUUAAGAUCAAUGAAUGAAGGGCUCAGAGUGGAAUCAGAUUCUAGUGGAUGAAUCAUCCCGUUACACGACACUUCGGUGGUUGUGCUGUCUGUGCCUUAUCUUCUUUGCACCCAAAAGUCAGUUAUCGUAUUUACAUUGGGUUCCUUUAUUUAACAUUCUGAUGGAAAAAAUCGUUUGUUCAAUCCAUGUAAUUGUAAUAUUGAGUUAUUUUUUGUUGCUUUCUUUCUUGCUCCCAAGUAGAUUGUUUUGUUCAUUUUGGAUUGGUCUACCCGAAUUUAUGAGCAUUCAGUUUCAGUGUA
Molecule: messenger RNA, 1736 nt
Organism: Papaver somniferum (opium poppy)
Lineage: Eukaryota; Viridiplantae; Streptophyta; Magnoliopsida; Ranunculales; Papaveraceae
Product: PTI1-like tyrosine-protein kinase 3
Exons: 8
Coding region: 110-1276 (388 amino acids)
Biological process (GO): protein phosphorylation
Molecular function (GO): protein tyrosine kinase activity; ATP binding
Source: RefSeq, a predicted model, not a curated record